This is a messenger RNA of Xyrauchen texanus (razorback sucker), 7101 nucleotides long. RefSeq names its product leucine rich repeat (in FLII) interacting protein 1a (gene lrrfip1a). The record is from RefSeq and is a predicted model, not a curated record. Lineage: Eukaryota; Metazoa; Chordata; Actinopteri; Cypriniformes; Catostomidae. Gene Ontology annotation, molecular function: RNA polymerase II cis-regulatory region sequence-specific DNA binding; DNA-binding transcription factor activity, RNA polymerase II-specific. Gene Ontology annotation, biological process: regulation of transcription by RNA polymerase II. The transcript has 19 exons. Bases 1183 to 5505 code for a protein of 1440 amino acids.
UUUUGCUAACACAGCAGCUUUAAUUUGAUUUUGUGCUUUGCUCUUUAUAUUGGCAAUUCCCUUCUAACUCUAAUGAUUUUUAUUCAUUAAUUUAUUUAGUCAGUUUGUCCCUCCUGACAAAAAGAUCUUAACCAUCCUAAAAUGGUUUGCAGGUCUUAGCUGGUUUAAGAUUAAAAUCUGACCAAGCUGGUUUAGCUGGUCUCCCAAAAAGUCCUUAUAAAACCAGCAAACCGGCUUAGGCUGGUUCAGGAUAUUUUCAAAAAGAGAGCUGGAUUUAAAGGAAGGGCACAGUUUGAUUCAAACUCCUGGAUAUGUCCCUCUUCGUUCCCUGAUUGGUUGACGCCGUGUAAUUAGUUGUUACCACCUGAUGCUGAUUUGCUAUGCACACAGUAUAUGGGGCAUGUAAGGCUUGAGUUCAGUAGCACAAUGUACAAACAGAUUGUAGAUUCCUUCAUAUAUUUAGGGACCAUUUGAGCAUUUGAUUAAGCUCUUAAAAAUGAGCUGUGUCUUCGGGUUCUCCAGAGGUGACUGGACAACCAGAAACUCCCUUCUCAAUACCUCUGCUCAGACACAUCAAAAGUAUGUAAUAAACAGUCUUCAUGCAUUCACAGGUCACACUCAAGGGAUUAGUUACCAUUCAGAGUUAAGCUCAGUCUGAUCUGGAGGUGUGUGAGAAUGUUAAGGGUGUGUGUGUGUGUGUGUGUGUGUGUGUGUGUGUGUGUGUUUUGUUGCUUUAAAACUCCAGCCAAGUCUCAAAGCAGAUUAUGAGCUUUCAGCCAAACUCGCAGCGGGUUAACAGUCUCUGUUUGCUUUCACUUACUGGACGAGAACAUCACGGCAAUUACAGACACAGUGACUCUAUGUUGAACUUGCCAUAAUGUUAUAUAGAUUGCCAUUUUCCAUCUGGAUAUUUUACAGGUUUUUUUUUAAAACCAAUGGUUCACGGAUUGCUUGAGGAGUGAGUUUGAAUCUGAUCAAGAGCUGGACUUUGAAGAUGAGCUACUAGCACAUGCACACUACACACUGUGGAUUUAGACGUUCCCUCUGUCCUGAGGUAGAUUGGGGCUCAGUGAGACUGGCAGGACGGCUUGCAGGCGGCUAGCGGGUAGAGGGGCGCGGGCAGCGCUUAGUGGGCGGCCCCAGACCCCUCUGAUCAGGAAGGUGUCAGAUGAUGAAGAACGGAUGUCAGUUGGUAGCAGGAGCAACGUACGGUUGGAUUUGGCAGCGGCAGGUGCUUACAGCGGGCUUCCUCAGGCCGCCGCCGCCUCCUCCUCUCACUCACUCAAGAAGUCCAAGAAAAAGAAGAAACAUUCUUCCAGAACUAGCAAUGGCUAUGAUGAUGAUCUCAGCACAGUAUCUAGUCGGAUCUCCAGACUCAGUGAUGAGAGCAAAGCGUCUCGAUCCUCAAGAAUUGAUCUGCAGUCGAGUGCCUACUAUUCUUCAGAGUUGUACAGCAGCAGUAGUUAUACCUCUAAACAUCAAGGCCCCUCCUACAAUGGCUACCAGGGUUCUACAUAUAAGGACAGUCUUUACAGUGGCUCUCGACGCUCCAGUAUUCGUGCUUCCUCUGAAUACAGUGGUUUCCUGGGCUCCAGCUCUAGGACUUCGUCCAGGGCAAAUUCUGCAUGUGGCAGCCCGGUGGAGGACUGUGGCAGCUCAGUGCCCAGUUAUAUGUGCAACACUAGUAACAGUGGCCUCUCUAGAGACCUAGACCGUGUCAUCAUCCCUGACCUGCCAGAUGUUAAUGGGAGACUGUCUAUGGUUGAUGACCGGUUAGAGCGAGACUACUUGGAAAAGGGCUCUUCACGAGCAUCAACUAUAUCUGGCACCACUCUUACCUCUUUGGGUGGGACGUCCUCACGGAGAGGAAGUGGAGAUACAUCCAUCACUGUUGACACAGAAGCCUCUAUACGGGAAAUCAAGGAGAUUCAUGAGCUUAAGGAUCAGAUUCAAGACGUGGAGGCAAAGCACGUGCAGAACCUCAAAGAACUCAAGGACGCCCUGUUGGAAGUCGAGGAAAAGUUCCGGAAGGCCAUGGUGUCCAACGCACAGCUGGAUAAUGAGAAGACCAAUCUGAUUUAUGAAGUGGACACUUUGAAAGACUCUUUGAUUGGACUGGAGGAGAUGCUCUUUGAAACACGGCGUGAGCUUGAGGACAGGAGUAAGGACCUAGAACGAGAGAAGCAUGCCCACAGUAUACUGCAAUUUCAGUUCAACGAAGUGAAAGAGACAUUGAAACAAAGUGAAGACCUUCUAACUGAGAUCCGUCAGUUACGACUCAAGCAGGAUGGCUUUGUUAGGGAGAUUUCUGACCUCCAGGAAACAGUUGAAUGGAAGAAUAAAAAAAUUGGGGCAUUAGAGAGGCAGAAGGAAUUUUCUGAUGCCAUUCGAAAUGAGAGGGAUGAGCUCAGAGAUGAGGUUGUUCAGCUCAAAGAUAUUUUGAAGAAACAUGGUAUUGUCCUUGGACCCGACCUGGUCACCAAUGGAGAAACAGGGGAACAGGCAGGAGAGGCUGAUCCGAAUUCUCAAACAUCAUCUGCUGAAAUCAGAGAUGGGAGUAGCGUACUUGGCACUCAUCAGUUGGAGCCGAGUAAAGACCAGCACCAAAAAGAUUUGGAUACGGAGGUGCAGCUGUCUUCACAUGUCCCAUUCUGUUCUACAAAGACACCUUUAAAGGCAACCCUUAGGGACAAAAUUAAUCAGGGUGUAGGGCAGUCUGAGAAUAGACCUGAAGUAUCUCCAACUUCUGUUGGUGAAGAUGUGCUCACUUCAGCAAGACCCAUUGAUGAGAUCAAAGUAGAGGAGUCCAUACUGGAAGAUUCGGGUUGUAAAAUAGUGGAAUUAGAGUGCGAUGUUCACACUGAUGCACACAUGAACACAGAUCAACAAGAUGGCAUAGUGCCUGUCGAUCUUAGUCAGGUAAUCAAAGAGGAAGCUCCUAUAGAGUCCUUCUCUGGUCCAAUCCUGGAUAAAGAUCAAAGUGAUGAGGGAGAGCUUGAUAAUAAAAGCAAAGAUGAACCUGUAGAAUUGUUUAAAACAGAGAAACUUCCACAAACCCAAGGUGCCAGUGCUUCAAAUAAAAAGAGGAAAAAGAAAAAGAAAGGCAAGCAAAAACAAAGCAAAAAGCAAGAGAGUGACAAAAAGGUGGAUGACAAUAAUGAAAAAGUCUUGAGUGAGAAUAAUCCAAACCAAAAGAUGGAAAGGGAUCACGAGGGAAACCGCAAAGAACCCUUAGGGAAUUAUGUAUCCCAAACAAAAAUGGAUUCAAAAGUCCCAGCUGAUUCACAUGAUGAUGAUAAAAGAACCAUUGAAACAGACAGUGUUAAAACACCAAGCACAAAUUUAAAUGCUGAUGAUGCAAGAGACACAUUUCAAUCAGUUACAGAUGAGGCUGAUUUAGGAAAAGGUUCUAAAACCAUCUCCAAUUUUGAUUGCCCUGUAUCUAGAACAAGCACUGGUGUUCUUUCAGAUGCUCAGUCCAACCUCACAUCCAUUAUUGAUGAACAAACGGAGGACCCAACCAUUCCUGGCCAAGACGUUGUAAUCCUCUCCAGUGAGAUUGAUUCUUCAGAAAAAAAGGAUUUACUGUCUCCUACACUUUCUAAGCCCAUGGAUGCUGUUGGCGAGUGUGCGGAACCCCCCGAGUCUAUCAGCAACUCUGAAAACAUUGAGAAUUUUUUGUCAAUGGAUGUUAAGGAAGUGAAGAGUGAUCUGGACAGUGAUGCAGUAGAACAGCAGGCAAGGCUCCAAAAUAUUGAUCCAGAUGGGACCACUUUUCAUGAUGAUCACGAUGCCUCUGCUCCAAAUCUUUCAUUGUCCUCUGUGCUAAAGAUGGCAGAAAAUGAAGCUGAAAUACAAACACAGGAACAAGCAUCAAAGCCCAUUGAUCAGGAGUUGGAAAUUCAUCUUCAGGACAGUAUUCAAGUGGACCAGAAAGACAUUAAGACACAACAAGAUGUUGAAGAAAAUCCAAUAAUAUCUAAUGUGCUCGAGAGAGAAAAUGUUAAAUACACUGCUGUAUCUGAUACUCUUGUUCAACACAUUGGAGAAGAAGCUGAGGAGGAGGGAAGGUUACUCCAAGAUCGGGUAAAACAUGAAGCCUGCAUGUCUGGCGAGGAUGAGACAAAUCAGGAAUCGGUAGAAUCAGGAGCCUCUGACCAAAAACUCAAGAUAGAAAAAUGUGAGGAGGACAAAUUAUUCCUAGGUCAGGUUAUACCUGAGGCUCAACUGUCUAAAGAGGAUCUGGCCAGUAAGGAAUCAGUAGAGUCAGAAGCCUUUGAAGAACCCAAUCUAGAAAAAGAUGAGGAUGAUGAAAAAGAAAGAUCCCUCCGAGAUGAGGUUAUACCUGAGGCUCCGCUGUCUGGAGAGGAUGAAGCCAGUCAGGAAUCAGUAGAGUCAGAAGCCUUUGAAGAACCCAAUCUAGAAAAAGAUGAGAAAGAAAGGUCACUCCAAGAUGAGGUUAUACCUGUGGCUCAACUGUCUGGAAAGGAUCCGGCCAAUCAGGAAUCAGUAGAGUCAGAAGCCUUUGAAGAACCCAAUCUAGAAAAAGAUGAGAAAGAAAGGUCACUCCAAGAUGAGGUUAUACCUGUGGCUCAACUGUCUGGAAAGGAUCCGGCCAAUCAGGAAUCAGUAGAGUCAGAAGACUUUGAAGAACCCAAUCUAGAAAAAGAUGAGGAUGAUGAGAAAGAAAGGUCACUCCAAGAUGAGGUUAUACCUGAGGCUCCGCUGUCUGGAGAGGAUGAAGCCAAUCGGGAAUCAGUAGAGUCAGGAGCCUCUGACCAAAAACCCAAGCUAGAAAAAUUUGAGGAAGAUGAGAAAGAAAAGUCAUCCCAAAAUCAAGUUAUGCUUGAUACGCAACUGGCAGGAGAUGAUGAAGACAGCCUGGUAGAGUCAGAUGUGGUUGCUCAAGAACCCAAGGAAGAAAAUGAGGAGGAAGACGAAGGAGAAUCGUUUGAUUUUGAUGACAUGGAUCAUGAAGCAUCAUCAGAUUUACUUCCUAAAAUCAGUCUAGAUCAACCAAAUAUGGAUGUUACACUGUUCAAAGAAAAUAUGCUAGUUCCAAGCCAGGAUUUCCAAAGCGACGUCAUUGAUGAGGACCGGACACAAGAUGAUGAACUUGCAGCUCAUGUACCAAAGCCAAAGGAGCAUAUGGAUGAUGGACUUGCUAUAGAAGACCUACAAACAACAACAGAGGUAGAAGGAUGUUUACCAGAGGUCAACAAGGAAGAAGUUGGACCUAGUCAUCAGCAACAUGAUAAAGAAUUCACAGUUAAGAAGCAUCUACAAGCAGCAGAUGUAAGACACGAUGAGGGGGUCAAUCUGAUCUCAGAGAUGGGGACAAAAGAUUUAGGCCAAGAGAUCAUUCACCACGAAUCAAAGAUUUCAGGAGAGCAGGAGGUUGAGAGGGAAACAACAGUGAGCAACAAGGAAGAUUAUAGAAAGGAAUCUAAAAAAAGUGGCAAGAAAGGGAAGGGCAAAGGGAAAGAAGAAUGUAAAAUGUCUUAAUAUACAAGUUUGUGAAGUUUGAGUCUUUUUUUUAUUCAACUCUUCAACAUUGCACGUAUGUAGGUUUAAAGGAAACUAUUUUGGGACCAUUAAUGUAAAAACUUCUGAGAACCCUAGAAUACUAAAUGUUAUCUUACAGUUUUUGACUAAGACUUAGUCUUAUCAUCUGCCAUGUUAUUUUCAUAAUGUUUCAUCAAACUCAUUUUAUACAAUAAUAUUUGACAUCUGAUAAAAAAUGCUGGAUCACCUCUGGAUGUGAAUAGGCCAAACUGAAUAUCUGAUACAUUUUUAAAACCAAUCACACAUUAAAUGCUAGCAGUAAAGAGUGUAAAUGUCAUAUUUACUUAGAAAUGUUACAUAAUCAUAUGAUGUUUCACAUAAAAUAUGUAAUGUAAUAAUAAAAUGAAUUUGCUACCUUUAACAGCUAUGCUGCAUUUAUAGUUAUCAAUGACACCUGACAUGUUUUCUAAUUAAAGUGACUUUGGGUGAAUGGGACACGAUGUAUUUUGUGUGCUGUUUAUAUUAAUAGGUGUGUCCCAUGUGGUAAAUAAAAUACUUUGUUGCGGGCCUUCCCUAUUUAGUAUUCCUCCAAUAAUUUGACUGGAACUUUGUAGUUACACUUUGUUUCUCAAUUUAAAUUAUGGGAGAUACUAACAAGUGGAAAUGUUUAAUUUAUUGUGUUUGGUGACCAAAGAUGAUGUUGGAACCUAGAGAUCUAUUGACCUAUCCUAAAAUAAAACUCAAAUUAAAAAAAAUUAUUGACUGUUGUCCAGUAGAAUAUUUUAAAGUCCAAAUGAGGAAAUGGCUAUUUUUCAAAAAUACAAAUAAAACUUUUUCUUUUUCAGACAUUUGUUUCACAGCUUUGUAAGCAGAUUGAGUAAUUGAGACAUGUUAAAGAUAUACAUUGAAGAUAAUAUAGAUUGAUUAAUAGAUAUACAUUGAAGUACACAUUGACUUUGAGUGAACUGUGCUGUUGCACUGUACGUUGAGUUGAGUAUGCCGAAGUUCCUGCAUGUUAUCCACCCUCAUUCUUCACAUCCCACCAUAGGAUAGCCUCACUUUUGCAUGCCUUGACUCCUCCCCUCCAUGCAUUUGGCUCCUCCCACUCCUGGUAUGUGAAAAUCUACUUUACUUUCUAAACUUAGAAUGAGUUUUAUUUAACAAGCAUGAGAACAAGUGUAUGGGAUCAGAAGCAUUUAUUGUUGGAUACUGUUGUGAUAAUGCAACAUUUUAUAUGACCAGCUCUGUUUAGAGGCUGCUCCACCCUGUUUACAAUGCUUUAAACCAUUUGUAGGUUAACUUUAAGAACGGUAUUCUUUGUGCAAUAAAAUGUCCAUUUUAAUUUCAAGUUUGCGAUGGUCCAUAUAUAUAUAUAUAUAUAUAUAGUCACCUGACCAAUAUCUUUUGAAAGUGUAGAAACUACAAAGUCUUCAUACAUACUUCUAGGCAUUGAUCUUUUUUAGAAAUGCAGAUUGACAAUUGUUAUAUCUAUUAUAAAUGUACCCUAAUGUGGUUAUCACAUGUUCUUUUUGUUGGACAAACAAGCAAAGUUGUUUUUGUAGUGUUAUGGUCCACCUGUUAACCUCUGGACCUGCU